AUGACCAUGGAGGACCCUCCUCGACCUCAGCCCAUCCCAGAUGUGAAGACUUCCCAUUUCAUGGUUCGCACAAGCCAAAUCUUCAAAAAGGUAUCCAACUUCCGCAGCCAGCGAAGAAAGAGCAAGAGCAAGGAGGUCGUCGGACUGUACGAACGCGGCACGCGCUCUAUGGACCUCAAUAACAAGGCAUUCAUGCCGCAGAACGUCCUAGCCAUCGGUUCGCGCCGUUCCGCAGACAACUCUGAUACACCUUCGUCCAACGGACAUACAUCCGCGAAUGCGCCCGAGCCGGUGCUUGUAAAUUGCAUGCAAGCCAUGCGCUCGCCUGGGAUGCCGGAAGCUCAACACCAGGAGUCGGUCGAGGCGAUCGAAGGGCUCCCGCCAGAAUCCUCCACCACGCGGACGCACACGCAGGAGCGAGAGGACGCGACGGCAGCUGGCACCCUGGCACCUCGUCUCGCGACGCUUCCCGCCCCGAUGAUGGCGCGGUAUAAUGCACAGGGGGCAGCUCGAGUGACGCACUCGAUGGUUACACGCCAGCCACCGAUGCCCCUUCUCCAUUUGCCGAUGCUGCCUCCACCCACGCCGACGCAGCCCGAGCGGCUGGGGCGACCGCAGGCGCCUCUGCGGAGCAUCCCUGCGUUGCCGAUGCAGGGGCCGAGCGAGUGUGAGCAGGAUGCGGACCACGAGAAUGCGGUGCUGGGAGACUCAGACUCGGAAGAGGACGGGGAAGACUUCGCGGAUGCGGAGCGUAGCGCACCUGCGCAUGAGGCGGACGGGGACGAAGACGAAGACGGCGGGUCGUCCCCCGAGCGGGUGAGUCCUAGCAGCAUGAACCUUCCGCAAGUCGCUACGACCUCUUCGUUCGGGGCAUCUUUCCUCGACGGUGAUCCGGCGGAAUCUCGGCGGGAGACUUGGAACUCCACGGGUUCCGGUGAUGCGCAACCCACGCCAGUGCCCAAGCCGGGUUUUACGAUCGAUUACUUCAAUGCGAAGGACCUCACGCGACAAUCGAGUCGGUCGUCGAUCGUGAACCGGACGCCACGGCCAGCGGACUUGAUGCCUUCUGGGUCACGGCAAUUUGCGGGCAUAGGGAAUUCUUCCCCACUGCUCACGUCGCCCGCGUCUCCGCGUCCAGGUCUGUACCACCAUGGGUCGAGAAGCAUGGUGGACCUGCUGUCAGUAUCACGAAAGGGCAAGGAAGUCAUGGGCACGCCGACUAUGACUGCAGAUUCUCCACGGAAAAACAAGCUGGCUUCCGCUGGCCCUCCCACGAUCGUUGAGGACGAGCAGGGCCCGUCGAGAGUCCGCCCAGACUCGCCAGAAGAUAUGGACCCGUCGUCCCCGAUUCUCUGUCGACGGCGUUCGUUGCCAACAUAUAAGCACACCUCCGAACCUCCACCUUAUCCUUCCUUCCACCCCCGUGGUGGUCCUCCGGUCCAGCCGCGCGAUGAAGAGGGCAAGGAGCACUUGCCAUGUUAUUCGAACUCGAUAUACUUAUGUGCGAUCAUGCCGCGCAAGGUGGAGUUCUCCAAGCCAGGCGAGCAAGCGAAGGACCGGAAAUGGCGGCGCGUGCUUUGUGUACUAGACGGCACCGUCUUCAGGGUGUACAAGUGCCCUCCUAGUGCUGCAGGAGUUACCGCGAUCGAAGCGUGGUGGGAAAACAAGGUUGGUGUCGGUGACAUCACAGUCAUCAAUCCGAACAGAGGAACUUCCAGCGGGACCCGUGUUUCUGCGGUGAAGUCCACGCCCAGCACCGAGGGGGGAGACGAGAAGGUUACACAUUCCGUACCAAGCGGAUCGCUCACUGCGAGCCAGCGAGCUCCGACACAACCACAGCCCGUGCAGCCUUCGCCGUCACCGUCUUCUCGAUCGAAGUUUCAUCUUGCUGCAAGCCUCCUUCAUCCUAAUCGUACGAACAGCUCAAGUCGCUCGGUCCUACCCUCGAGUAGUACCAAUUCGAGAUCACGCCUGAGUGUGGACACCCAACGAGAGGAUUCUCCAGUCUCACCACCGAUCAGCAGCCGACAGUCCUCCGAUAAUACGUCGUCGUCGUCUCGAUCCGGUUACAUGUCAAACUCGACCUCGCGUACUACGGUGACCGUUCCCUCGCCCACGGCGCGAUCGAACUCCAACGGUACUUCGUCCGCAUCCUCCUUUUUGCGGUCUCGUAUGCCCCACAGCCCUUCGGUUAACUCGGAGUUUCCUCCAAAUUCUGCGCAAUCGAUUGUGGAACCGGACAAGAGGGACCUUAUCAGCUCCUUCACCUUGCAGCAUGCAGAGAGCGGGCUUGCAAGUGACUACACGAAGCGCAAGAAUGUCAUACGCGUCCGUCUGGAAGGGGAGCAGUCCUUACUACAGGCGCAGGAUGUCGCCUCGGUCAUAGAGUGGAUAGAGGGGAUCCAAGCCGCGACGAAUAUUGCGCUUGACUUGGACGAACGUCCGAUGCCCAGGGGGCCAAUGUUUCCCCGGAGACGACGUAGAAGACGCCCCGCUACUGGCCAUGAGACCGUGCAAAGCCUCAGAAGUCCCAGACCUGAGGGCGUGUAG
Sparassis crispa is the source of this 2550-nucleotide messenger RNA. RefSeq lists its product as hypothetical. NCBI's taxonomy places the organism in Eukaryota, Fungi, Basidiomycota, Agaricomycetes, Polyporales, Sparassidaceae. The record is from RefSeq and is a predicted model, not a curated record. The transcript has 4 exons. Bases 1 to 2550 code for a protein of 849 amino acids.